Messenger RNA from Medicago truncatula (barrel medic), 850 nucleotides. RefSeq lists its product as uncharacterized. The transcript is spliced from 2 exons. Bases 184 to 573 code for a protein of 129 amino acids. The record is from RefSeq and is a predicted model, not a curated record. Lineage: Eukaryota; Viridiplantae; Streptophyta; Magnoliopsida; Fabales; Fabaceae.
GGAGAGGCCCAUCAUAUUCAUCGCUGCCACUUUUCACUUGUGUAGUAUCAGAAACAAGUUCAAUCGGAGAAGCACUAAGCUCAACGUGGCCGUGAAAAGCAAAAUCUCACCGGAAAGCGCUGCCGGAGUUGAUCUUCGACCGCCACAAACUGAGAAAUUCGUCUAGAGAAGAUAAAUAGGGUUAUGGCAGGAAAAGCUGCUAGUUCAGCGGCAAAGGCGGUAGCUGCAGAGUAUCAAUAUCCAUGGCGUGAGAAGUUAGCGAAAUACAAGGAUGAAUUUGCCAAGGGAGUAUGGGGGUAUUGGGAGCUAGGGGCAUGGAAGCCUCUUAGUAUUAGUGCUCGGCAUAGGGCAAGAAUUCGUAAAGAAGUUCUUCUUGCUGGGGAAGAUUGGACUUUUGAUCCUGAAAGGAAGGAGAUGAAGACGAAGCGAAAAGGACAUAAGGUUGAUAGGAUAGCUGCGGAGAAGAGGGCAAACACUGCUAGGUUGAUGGAGAAGAUGCCGGAUAUGCUGCUUGCUUACAAGAAGAAAAAGUGGGCGAAGAAGAUGAAGGAAGAAGAGAAAGGCAAAUUUUGAUUUUGCUCCUUCGGUAUGCCUUUCUUUGUACUUCAAAUCUUUGUUUAGUUUGGAAGGAUUUAUGACUCACUGUGUGCUUAGAAAUUUAUUUGCUCGUGCAAUGUUACACCUGCUUUUUUGGUUUUAUUGUAAGGAGUUUUUAGGCUUCAUGGAUGAUUUAUAUUUUGUUGUAUUUCAAUCUAUCCAUAAUAACCCCUUACAAGAGUUUAUCCUUGCUUCUAUCACAGGGGAAAAUGCAUACUCCUUGAAAGUUAUUGUUUAUCAGUUCUUCUUUUAA